This is a messenger RNA of Pectinophora gossypiella (pink bollworm), 4147 nucleotides long. RefSeq lists its product as uncharacterized. NCBI's taxonomy places the organism in Eukaryota, Metazoa, Arthropoda, Insecta, Lepidoptera, Gelechiidae. The transcript is spliced from 7 exons. The record is from RefSeq and is a predicted model, not a curated record. The coding region runs from base 378 to 4055 and encodes 1225 amino acids. Gene Ontology annotation, molecular function: histone binding.
UACCAUGUAUUGCGGUCAGUACCGUUGAACUUACUACCUAUUUUAUAUUGUGAAUAUUGGUCUGAAACACUACUGUUUUAAUUUAAUCAAGAUUAUUGACGAUGCCAAACGAAUGUUAUUCUAAAACUUAUGAUCGGUUCGUCUGUGUAAAAUCUGUCAAGUGAGAGGUUUGAACUGUCAGUGAGUCUCACUCGACAUCGACAAACAAAUGUCAAAUAAAUUUCGAGUUACUGAGCGUUUUGGUGGCGUUAUUUAUCUUGUAUUUCUGUUUUGCGAACGGUUAGAAACAGUUGCGGUUUUUCAUUGUGAUAUUGUUUCCUGGGCUUUGUAAAUUUUCCAUUUUAUAACUAAUAUCAAAGUAUUACAGAAUUUGCACAAUGGCUAGUGAAGACGUUAUUGAAUUGGGCUCUUCGGACGAGGACGCUGAGCCGGCUCCAAAAAGGGUGAAACCCAGACCAAAUGCUAUGGUUCACAUACCGUCUAAGCUCACUAGUAUGGGCAAAAAGCCUUCAAAAGCGAAUGUAAAUCCAAUAAAUAAAUUAAUUGGGAAGGGAGUGACUGUGACCAAAGUAAAUAAUACCAAUCAAGUAUCAUACAAUAACAGAAAUGGGAAAAGUGUUAAAGCAGGACCUAUACUAAUUAAAAAUCAAAGCGGAUCAUCAUGUCAGAGGACGUUUUUACCUAUUCGGACAGUUGGCAUGACUGUCAAGCCAUUGAAUGUGCUUAAAAACAUUACCCCACAAAUAAUUAAGGUUGCGGGCAAUCAAAAAGGUAUGAGACAUCCAAUUAUAGUUCAAGGCAAUAAAGCAGUUACUAGAUUGCCUCCUGGUGUCACAAUUACAAAAACUACAGCAAAUAAUAAACGACAUGCUUUAACUACUCUAGCAAAUGUUAAGAAGAAAAAGAAAGUACUUCCACCUUCAAGUGAAAUUUUGACUGUUGACCUAGACGAUGAUGACAUUCCGGAAACAUCUACUAAUAACCCCCAGUGGUACUUACGGCCUGAAGAGCAAUCUUCAGAUCAAGUAUCAGACAUUUGCACUGAUCAGAAUUCUGAAUUGGAAGCAAUGAAUAAUGCUGAACCUGCACCAUCAAAUUUAAUAGAAAUUACAAUAGAAGACAGUCCUAUUAAAUCUGUUCAAAAUAAAAGAACACAUGAAAUUGGAGCUGAAUUGGCAAUCACAAUUGAUGACAGCCCUGUGAAGUCUUUUGCAGCCAAAACAGCAUCAGUUGAUAGUGACGAUGAGGAAGUAGAGCUUUCUACUAAAGAUAAACAUAGCAAAAAGAAAUUGAAUUAUCCUAAAGAAACUGAUGUUAUAAGUAGUGGCACUAUUGAAAUUGAAAUUGAGCCAAUGGUAACUGAAGUAUACCAAGAAAGUAAUAGUGAUGAGAGAGUUGAGAAGAAUGAUGAAGAUAAUCAAACAGAAGAUUUAGUAAUGGGCAUAGUGGACACACCUGUGAAAAAAGUCCAGACUCCAGUAACAACACCAAAGAAAGCUGGAAAAGAUGAACAAUCAAAAAGCACAUCAGAUACAAUACCUGAAUCCUCUACAUCUGGAGAAUUUCAUCCAUUGUAUCAAGAAUUCAUUGACUUAUGUUUCAAAUUGGAAAACUCUAAUGAUAUGCAGACUAUAGUGGAGAAAAAGAUAAAAGGGUAUUAUAGGCAGGUUCCCAAAGAAUAUACAGAAUCAGAAGAAUUUAUAGAAUUAGUGCAAAGUAAAUUAUUUGCAAUGAAGGCAAGUCCUGAAAAAAUGUAUUUGUACAUAAAAGACAUUGUUGAUGAAUUAAACUUGCAAAGAAAAGUAGCAAAAUCCACACCUGUGGUUAAAGAAACUAAGAACUUAGAGGCUGAAAGAUUCCAAUAUGGAGAAGAAAGUGAAUUUGACUCGAAGCGUCAAAGACAGAUACGUAAGUUGGAGAAGACUCUCAAAAAGCUUCAUCGUGCCAUUCAAAAACUUGAAGAGCAGGAGGUAGAUUUUGAUGAUGAAGAGGAUUCCGUUUAUUUACUUACUGAAAGGUACAAAGAACGAAUGGUCAGAGUACACGCGAAAUUCUGUCAACUUACCAAUACUAAGAUGCCUUCAGAGCCUCGUAUCACAAUAGACCCUCGCCCUGGACAACCUGCAGGGCCCGCUAAGCGGUUGGAGAAGUGGGUGAAUAAGAAAGUGCCUAUAGGAAAACCACUGCCGUUCCCUGACUUCCAUGAUGUACUUCGUUGUGUUAGAGAUGCAAACGAAGAAGAUAACUUGAGAUGGAAUGAUGCUGAUGUAAUGGAAGAAGCUAGAGACUUAUUUACGAGAUGCGGAAAGAAAUUGCAACGACGCAGACAAGAAAAUGAAUGGCGUCUAGCCGCGUCAAGAAUAUCAUUAGAGGUGGACCCUGCGGAAAACAGUGACGAUUUGAAGAGGAAGUUAGAAAAUAACAAGCAGCUAGCAGAUAAAAAGGAGACUGACGUUUUGAAUAAGUUUGCUGAUAAACAAAAUCAGCUAAAACUGGAACCAGAAGAGAUAGGUGACAAAGAGGCUGAAGACUCACCAGUUGAAACUGAAGAAGAAAAUGAUGAAGAGGGAGUUGUAGAAGAAAGCUUUCCUUUAGAAAAUAAAGAGAAGAGAAAAGACAGGUUGCGAAGACUUAUUCAAGAAAAAUCGAAAAGAAGUGCUGAAGAAAAAGAGAAUAAGCCAAAGGAAGAUUCAAAUAGUAAAGAUGGCAGCGAAAAAGUAAGUGUUAAUGAGGAUAGUAGUGAAAAACAAACUGAUGGCCCUGAUAAUGAGGCGGGCAGUACACAAAUGGAAGUUGAACUAAGUAUAGAAAAUGAAAAUAAAGAGUGCAAGGAAGAUGAUAAGGAUGCAGAAGGUACAAAUGAUGAAGAAUUAACUUCGAAGCAAGAGACACAUUCUAUUAGUGAUGAUAGCAACAUAGACUCCGACGUAGAUGAGCUCCAUCUUUUGCAGAAGUUACAUUCUGAUGAAUUUAACUCUUCGACAAGUCAUUCUUCGGAUUCGGAUUCGCCUAUAGAUAUUUCUGACACACUUUCGAGUGGUGAUAAUAGGGAGAAACCUGGCAGUGACGUUAUUAGUAUUGAAAAUUCCAGUUAUUCGGAAUCCGAAACUAAAGAUGAUGAUAACUCUGUAAAAAAUAGUUGUGAUAUCUUACAAAAAAAUAGAUUGUCUGGAGAAAUUGAAUAUUCAUCUGCUGGAGUACAGUUGAAUAAAGUUAAUAACGCUAAGCAAUAUGACAAUGAGACAUGUGAAAGCAUUCUCCUUGCGUCAUCUGACGAUAGUGAAGAUAAAAAUUGCGAAGUUGCAGAUGGAUGUGUUAAUUUAAAAGACGAUGCUAUUUCCAUUGGUGAUACAGUUAUUCAAAAAAGCAACAAAGAAAACAAUGAAUUAACAGAAGAUGGCGUCCCUGAGACAGAAAGUGAAAAGCUUAAAGCUAUAAAUAUCAAUUUAGCAGAAACUUUAACAAAAUGUGCGGAAUCUGAUUCAGUAGAAAAUGUUAAUUCAAUGAAUGAGGUUGAGCAGCAAAAAGAAAGCUCUGAAAAGUUAAAACUGGCUGACAAUACUGAGGUAGAAACGUGUUCGCUGAGCAAAGAAGUUAUUGAGAAUGACUCACAAAUGGCAUCACAUACUGACGCUCCUGAUUUGGGUGUUGAGCUAAAAAGUUCUGAAACAAAUGACGUAGCAACAUCUAGAGAUUCUGAUGUAAAUGAUAAUGAAGUAACAAAUAUUGAAAAUCCCAAUAAUGGGGAAAAUUUAGAUAAAGAAAUGCAGGAUGUAAGUUCUGCAGAAAAGGAAACAUGUAAAAAUGUUACAAUAGAUGAAAAUAAGAAUGAUGCCUCUCAACACGGGUCAGAUGUGAUCCAUGAAAUAGAUAAUGUGUCGCCAGUCACCGAAGAACUGCAAACGGAACAAAAAGAGGCGAAAUUAGCUGAAGAAGAUAGCAACGUAAAAGAUUCAUCUAAUUCCAACAACACAGAUGAAACUAAGAGUUUAGAAACAAUGAUAGAGGAGCUUAAGUCUGAUUUGGCUGGCAAUGCUUUUGAUAAUACUACGUAAUGUACACGAUUGAUUUAAGAAUAAUUAUCGAUACUGUAUUUAAGUAAUUCAUAAAUACACAUAUUAUUUCUAGUUGUAAUAAGUUUUUUUAU